This is a messenger RNA of Cylas formicarius (sweet potato weevil), 1464 nucleotides long. RefSeq lists its product as uncharacterized. NCBI's taxonomy places the organism in Eukaryota, Metazoa, Arthropoda, Insecta, Coleoptera, Brentidae. Gene Ontology annotation, molecular function: glutathione transferase activity. The coding region runs from base 67 to 1437 and encodes 456 amino acids. The record is from RefSeq and is a predicted model, not a curated record. The transcript is spliced from 6 exons. Gene Ontology annotation, biological process: glutathione metabolic process.
GGAUUACUUUUUUAUUCUCGUUAGUAACUUCCCGACUUGGCUUGAUUGCCCGACGCUCUCGAAAACAUGGUUCUAAAACUAUACGCUGCAAUCGGCAGUCCAGCCGUCAGAGGAACCCUUCUCACGAUUGAAGCGUUAGGCCUCAAAAAUGUCGAAAUCGUCCCUGUCGACCUUUUUGCCGGUGAGCAUCUCAAACCAGAGUUCGUCGCCAAAAACCCGUUGCACACCGUACCAACCUUGGAAGACGGAAACUUUAUUCUGUGGGAUAGCCACGCCAUCAACGCGUAUUUGGUCAACCAAUACGGCAAAAAUGACGCGCUGUACCCCAAAGAUGGCCAGAAGAGAGCGAAAGUUGACUCUCUGAAUCACUUUGACAACGGAUACUUGUUUGCCAGAGUAGCAAAGAUCAUUGGCUCACUUUUCAACCCGGACCAAAAAACCAUUAUCAAAGAGCAGGCGGACGCUUUGGUAGAAGCGUACGGCUUUCUGGAAGCCAUCUUGGCCAACAAACCUUUCGUCGCCGGUGAUCAGCUGACUAUCGCGGACUUGAGUCUGUUAGCGACGGCCACAACGGCCGACGCUCUGAUCCCCAUCGACGCCCAAAAGUACCCGAAAAUAACCGCCUGGAUUAAGAAACUGAAGGCAUUACCGUACUACAAGAAAGCGAAUGAGGAAGGUUUGCAAGGAAUCGCCGGUUUCAUUAAGAGCAAACUUGGUUGGUCGAGAAAAAAAUAUGCCAGGUACUUAAGUUCACGGCUCGCGUGUUGUAAAGUAUCGCUUAAAAUGGUGCUGAAGUUAUACUCCGCCGCUGCUAGCCCUGCCGUCAGGGGCACAUUGUUGACGAUCGAAGCCCUUGGACUAACAAACGUGGAAAUUGUACCCAUUAAUUUAAUGACGGGAGACCAUUUGAAACCUGAAUUUUUGGAGAAAAAUCCAGUGCAUUCUAUACCGACUUUGGAAGACGACGGUUUCAUAGUGUGGGACAGUCACGCCAUUAACGCUUACCUCGCAAGCAAAUACGGAAAAGACGAUUCCCUGUACCCGAAAGAUCUGCAAAUACGAGCCUCUGUAGAUGCCUUGAAUCAGUUCGACAACGGAUACUUGUUCGCUAGAUUCGCCAAAAUCAUACGCGCACUUUUCGCGGGUGCUUCGGGCAUAGCCAAAGAAGACGCCGAUUCGCUUGUUGAAGCCUACGGUUUCCUAGAAGCCAUUCUAAACAAACGUGAAUAUGUUGCCGGAAAACAGCUAACAAUCGCCGACCUCAGCAUCCUGGCCACAACCACCACCGCCGUAGCGGCAGUACCACUCGACGAAAACAAAUUUCCCAAAGUAUCUGCUUGGCUUAACCGUUUAAAGCAAUUGCCAUACUAUAAGAAAGCAAACGAAGAAGGUUUACAGCAGAUCGCCGGAUUCCUCAAGAGUAAACUGUCUUCGUAGUAAUAAUAAUUAAAAUCACUAUAUAAA